Raphanus sativus (radish) is the source of this 1507-nucleotide messenger RNA. RefSeq names its product heavy metal-associated isoprenylated plant protein 6-like. The transcript is spliced from 5 exons. NCBI's taxonomy places the organism in Eukaryota, Viridiplantae, Streptophyta, Magnoliopsida, Brassicales, Brassicaceae. Gene Ontology annotation, molecular function: metal ion binding. The coding region runs from base 150 to 1283 and encodes 377 amino acids. The record is from RefSeq and is a predicted model, not a curated record.
GCACGUCAUCAUCAUUAAUCAUACACGUCGGGUCUCUAUAUAUAAUAGGCCUCUUCUUCUUUCCCCUUUAAUCUUCGUUCUCUUCUUCCAGAGCGUAUUCGAAACUCUUCACCCAAAAAAGGAAAGAUCAAAAAUCCUUAAUAACGCCGAUGGUAGAGAAUAAGGAAGAAACGGUGGCGACGAUACCUGAAGGAGAGAAGAAUGGUGGUGGUGGAGCCACCGUGGUGGUGAUGAAGCUUGAUUUGCAUUGCCAAGGCUGCGGGAAGAAAAUCAAACGACUUUUGAAACAUCACAAAGGCGUGGAAGAUGUGAAGAUUGAUUAUAAGGCAGAUAAGUUGACGGUGAUCGGAUACGUAGAUCCAACGGCAGUUCGGGAUAAAGUCGCCGACAGAAUUAAGAGAACGGUUGAGAUUGUCUCUGCAGUGGCGCCGAAGAAAGAGGCUCCUCCUCCUCCUCCUCCUCCUUCUCCUCCUUCAGGCGGUGAAAAGAAGGCGGCGGAUGAUGAGAAGAAAAAAGAUGAAGCAGAGCAGAAAACUCCUUCUCCACCAGAAGAGAGUAGUACGGUGGUUCUGAAGAUGAAACUACAUUGCCAAGGUUGCGAACACAAAAUCAAAAGAAUUGUCAACAAAAUUAAUGGGGUUCAUUCAGUUGCCAUUGAUAGCGCCAAAGACUUUGUGAUAGUGAAGGGGAUCAUUGACGUCAAACAACUCACCCCUUACCUCAACGAGAAGCUUAAACGCAAGGUCGAAGUUGUUCCCGCCAAAAAAGAGGAGGGAUCCCCCGUGGAGGCUGCUGCGGCGGCUCCAGCUAGUGGCGAGAAGAAGGACAAAGGUGUUGCAGGUGAAAAGAAAGAGACUAAAGAUGUCGGAGUGAAAGACGGUGGUGGUGAAAAGAAGAAAGAAGCUGCCCCAGCCGGAGGAGGGGACGGUGGCGCUACGGUGGAUGUGAAGAAAUCGGAGUAUAGCGGUUAUGGUUAUCCACCUCAGCCAAUGUAUUACUACUACCCACCAGGACAAGUGUACGGUCAACACUACAUGAUGCAAGGCCAAUCAUCAUCUCAAGCAUACGUACAAGAACCUUAUACAAACCAAGGAUACGUACACGAAUACUAUACGAAUCAACGUUACGGUCAACAACAAGGGUAUGGACAAGAAGCACCACCACCACCACAACAACCGUAUAUGAACUACCAAGGGUAUGCAGAUCCUUAUGAUCCUUAUGCUCAUAUGCGUGCUCCUGACAUGUUUAGUGAUGAGAAUCCAAAUGGUUGUUCUGUUAUGUGAGUCAGACGAGAGUGGGUGGUGAUUUUGUAUAUAUAAAUAUAUUAUAUAGGGAGAGAAAGGUAGAUAUUAACCAAAUUGUUAUACUAAACCCGCGAGAUUGGCCGGUUUAGAACCGGUUUUUGAGAGGCGUGUGUGUGUUGUUAGGUCUUAUUUGUUGGUUGGUUUAGUUUAUAGACUAUUUAGAUAUAGUUUUCUUCUAUUAUAAGAUUGAAUCCUUCUCUCUU